This is a messenger RNA of Prorocentrum cordatum, 9393 nucleotides long. The record is from the annotation of a GenBank genome assembly. Lineage: Eukaryota; Dinophyceae; Prorocentrales; Prorocentraceae.
GCGAACGUGCAGUGCGCCCCCACGUCCUGGAGCGACGGCAGCGUGCGGUGCGUCGCCCGGCACGUGCCGGCCGGCGCCUGGAGCGUGCGCCUGUGGCACCCGGCCGCCGGCCUGUCCUCCGCGGCACCGGAGCUGUUGCGGCUGGCGCCCACCGUCUCCGAGGUCGAGAUCCAGGGCGCCGUGCUGCCAGUCAGCGGGCCCGAGAGGCGGCUGACGGGUGGCACCCUGCGCGCGGGGCUGAGGGGCGGGAUCGAGCUGAUUCUGCGGGGUGAGCACUUCGGGCUCGACCCGGGCCAGACCGAGGUGCUCGUGUGCGGCAGGCAGUGCAGAGUGCUGGAGGCCAACAGCAGCACCAGCCUCCGGUGCGAGACGCCAGAGUUGAGGAGUGCGGCGUUGGCAGACAUGUACCCCAGCGCGUUCCCUGUCGAGGACUUGGCGCCCUACGCGAGCUCUUUCUACACCGAUCAGGGCGCCGACGACGCAGACGAGGUCGCCCUCGCGAACAGCACGUUUACGUCGUCCGUGGACCACGAGAUCAAUUUCUACUACGACCUGAGGUGGCACAACCGCGACGACUGCUGGUUCGCCUUCGAGCUCCCCUCGCACCAGGUGGCGCGCCUCCAGACCGUGAGCAUCUUUCCCGCGACCGACCCGAACCAGAGAGAGCUGGCCACCGAGACCGUGUUCGAGGUGCGGAGCCUCUUGAACGACUCCGACUGGAUCACCGUCGCGAGCCUCACCGAGGCCGAGGUCACCGGGCAAACCAUUGCGCAGGGUUGGAACGUGUUCGGCACAGAGGGGGUGCUGGCGCAAGCGUUCCGAGUGCGACUGCUCCCCAGCAUAUGCAACAGCCCAGGGGAGUUGAUGCGCGGCGCGCGCUUCAGCGGGGUGCUGUUGGAGGCGGACGACUCCGGCGUCUGCAACGUCUCCAUCGGACACGUCCUGCACCCGCUGGCGUCGGAGGCCAGCGUGCCCGUGCCCACGUUCAUGGAGAUCGUCCACGAGGUUGAGCGCACUCCGCUGCUGAUGUCGCUGUCGCCGACCAGCGGCUCUGCGAGGGGAGGCACGCUGGUGACGUUGAGUGGCUCCGGCCUGAUGCCCUUGGUGUCAGAUGCCCCCACGGCCGACCCCGCGCUUGUCAGGGUGUUCCUGAACGGUUACGCUUGCGAGGUCACCUCCGUGAACGACACGCAGGCGGUGUGCUUGACCGCUGCGCGUGACGGGGCUAUCAAUCCAGCGUCUACAACAGUGUGGGUAGCCGGGAAGGGCUAUGCCACAAUCGUCGGCCCAGGAAAUGAGACCAACCAGACAAUGUUCCGACACUUUCGAUACAUUGACAGGUGGAGCGACGUGCGUAGUUGGCUCGACUCCGAGCCGCCAUUCGACGGGGACUCCGUCAUCGUGCCCGAGGGUCAGGCAAUCUUGCUGGACGUAGACUCGCCCAAGCUGUUCCUCGUCAUCGUCAGCGGCGUGCUGGAGUUUGACCGGCGGGACCUCACCUUCAACGCCACGUACAUCUGGGUGGCGGGCGGCAGCUUCUCCGUCGGGACCGAGGAGGACCCUUUCCUGCACAAGGCGACGAUCACGCUCCACGGCGACCGGUGGUCGACGAUCGAGCUGCCGUUCAUCGGGGCCAAGAUGCUCGCGGUCACGAACCUGGGCGGGCUGCACACGGGCUGCUCCACGCAGGGCCUCCGCCUGACGAGCUCGGGCUUCACCGCGGUCUCGGACGUCUGCGGGGUCCGGUCCGUGGGGAAGCUCGACCUGCACGGCCGCCCGCAGACGUCGUGGACGAGGCUCGUGGCCACCGCGCCGGCGGGCAGCACGCUGCUGCAGCUGGAGGAGCCCGUGGACUGGGACGUGGGCGCCAAGGUUGUCCUGACGACGUCGCUGCGGAGCGCCAGCGACGAGGUGCUCACGGUGAGGUCGGUGAGCCACGGCGGCUUCGCCCUGGAGGUCGAGGAGCCACUGCAGCACGAGCACAUCGGAGAGUGGUACUUCCACCAAAACACCACGCCGACCGACCUCCGGGCCGCUGUCGGGCUGCUGACGCGCAACGUGAAGGUCCAGGGCGACGACGCAUCCGAGAGGCACGGGAACGCCUACAUGUUCGGCGCCCACAUCGGCGCCUUCAUGGGCGGUCAGCUGCGCAUCGAGAACACCGAGCUGUUCCGGACCGGGCAGGCGGCGAAUCUGGGGAGGUACUCCUCGCACUGGCACGUGCUCUCGUCGGGCCGCAACGUGGACGUGAUGGACAUCGCCUACCUGCGGAACAACUCCUACCACGACACCUUCCAGCGGGCCGUGGUGGUCCACAGCACGGACUACGCCACGGUGCAGCACAACGUGGCCUACCACGUGCGCGGCCACAUGUUCUUCACCGAGACUGGCCAGGAGCACUACGCUCUCUUCGAGCACAACUUGGCAGUGGCGCCGCUCCCGCACCACCUGUUGCUGGACGACGACGACACCCCGGCGGGCUUCUGGCUGCCUGGUUUCACAGGCUGGCACCGCUCGAACCUCGCCGUCAGCGCCGCCCGCGGCUGGCGCGUCAGGAAAUUGGACGGCGUGGCCAGCCAGCAGACGGACCUGACGUUCUUCAACAACUCCGCGCACGCCUGCGGCUUCGGAUGGCACCUGAAGCCGCCGCAUGCCCCGCCGACACUGAACACCUUCACGACGUUCACUGCUUUCCGCUGCGCAACCGGGAUGUUCUAUUACGGCACGGGCAAUAUUCACCACGUCGACCACCGCUUUGUCGAGUGCGGCACCGGCCAUUUCAUGAAUCACCUGUCCAACGAGCUAAACACAAAGCCGUUUUUCUUGGAUUUGCUUCUUGUUGGUAACAUCGACCCCACAGCCCAAUUGUCAAAUGGGGUUGGCCUGGGCGUACGGGCGCCGAAGGACAAUGAGCAUUUCUUCGUAUCAGGCAUGAAAGUCAUCAGUUACUUCGACACUCCUGCACUGUACGGAUGCUUCGACACCAUGUGUACCAUGAGAUUCGAGAGAAGUGAGUGGUACAACUCCUCCGUGCGCACUACCAGCAGCACAGGCAUAUCUGGCAUCUUUCACGACCUCGACGGGUCACUCACUGGAUUCCCGAACGGCUUCGUGGCGAUGCACACGCCCUUCAACGAAUUCGACGGUUUGUGCCAUGUCACCGAUCAGCACAGAGGCGGGAUCGUGUGUGGCAAGCCCGACGGCUCACUGCGCAUGCGUCGGCUCUAUUUGCACGAUCAAGAUCCUUGGCAGCUUGACGACAAAGACCUGACUGUGCAGACGAACAUUUCAGAGGCCAUUAUCCCCUUCACUGUAUUGAAACUGUAUGGAUGGGCUGUGCCUGUGGUGAGCGAACAUGAGUACGACUUGAAGAUCGAUAAUGAGAAUGACUUCCAGCAGCUCACGCUCGACUACGGAGGCUCUUGGGGAUACGUCUUCGAGCAGCAUGGUUGGACCACCGUCAUCACACCACAGGACGAAGGCGUCGUAGCUCACCUCAACUAUUCCACCUGGCGUGACCAUUUCGACGCGGCCUUUGAGAGUUUACAUGGAAGCACGGCGCGUAUCAGCAAGGAGCCGUCCAUGGAUGACCCGUUUGGGUCGUAUUCCAUGAGGCUCUGGCCGCACCAGUGUGAGUCUUACAACCUCACCGACGAGAGCCGGCACAUCUGCAGCGGGGCGUACGUCAAUCAGACAGGUCUGGCCAUCAAGGCUGAAUUCGAGGAGCAGUUGCACUUGCCCCAGGUAGGGGGCCGUCUCACCACGUCCCUCUCCGCGCACAUCGACCAGCCCGGGUCACUGUGGCAGACGUUCUGGGCCAGGGAGUGCCCUGACGAGGGCUGCCCGGAGCCCAUAGUCUACGACGAGUCCAUCGUGCGCCCCAUGAGAUUGUGGUCGGACGCUUCUGCCUGGCCCUCUGGUCGGCUGCCAGAAGAGGGCGACACGGUCGUCAUCAAUGCCACGGAUUGGGUCCGGCUCGACAUCGAGACACCGUUGCUUCAGUGGUUGGUCGUAAUGGGGCGGUUGGAUUUCGCUCGCAACGUGAGCACCAGGUUGAACAUCCAUUCAGCGAAGAUUUGGGGCACUGUUGAAAUUGGGACCGCGGAUGACCCGAUACCUCCUGAAGUGAACGCAACGGUGGCGCUAUACGGAGAGGAGACGGACCAUACUGUUGUCAUGGUCGAGGGCCUCUUCAUGGUCAACAAGGUGUUUGGAGUGCUCGGCACGCUCACCGCGUUCGGGUCAGACAUCAACUGCACGUUGUUUGCCAAAUUGUACGCCACGGUCGAGGCUGGGGCGCAGGAGAUGGUGCUGAGAGGCAACGUGAGCGAGUGGCCAGCGGGCGCGGAGAUUGGCAUCUCUGCCACAGAGUACCCACAGCCUCCCUUGACGACGGAUACGGAAGUUGUCAACAUUGAGGGGCAGCCUUUCUACGACCCAACUUCGGACACCACGCUUGUCCGCCUGAGCCAGCCCCUUAGUAACCGACAUUUCGGCGGCGAGAUCCCGCAGGACGGAGGGGGGCACUGGCCGACAGUAAGGUUGGCGGCAACUGUGGCGCUGCUCUCAGGCCGCUCGAAUGUCGUCUUUAUGACUGGGGAUACACAUACCGACCACGGGGGCCACGUCAUGAUUGGAGGCUCUCAGGACGGCGUGUGGGUGGGCUCCGUGAACUUGCGAGCCGUAGACUUUGUGAUGAUGGGCAAGUUCUUCCACGAGUACCCGGCCUUGUACUUCAAGUUCCAGGGUUCGAGCAUCGGAGCGGGUAACAGCAGCACUGUAGAUCGGUGCCUCUUCAGUUUUUCGCAGGCUGGCGGGGUGGCGGGCGAUGGGGUGCACCACCUCACGCUCAGCAGCAACAUCUUCCACCGGACGUACCGCACAGCCCUGUGGAUCAUGAGCACGGCGCUCGGGGAUGGCAUCGUAGUGCAAGGCAACGUGGCUAUCGAGACGCUGCGCCAUCCACUCGAGUCCACCGGCUGGGUCAUCGGCUUCGCCGCCUUCCUCAUCGAGGUGCCUGUAGCGAGCCUCGUCGGUAAUAUCGCCGCUGGCUCCGCGGACACCGGCUUCAUGAUCAAACCUUCGUUGGACGCCUGCGUUGAGGGGGAUUCUGGACUGGCGCCACUGGAAGAGGAGCUGAUUAACGAAGCCGUAGCGUGCAUGACAGGUUUCUUUGUCUUGCGCGGUUGCGCGGAUGAUUGCGACAGUUGCGCUACGCUUCGCGGGGUGGUAGCCUGGAAGAACAGCCACAUCGGUAUCGUCACGGUGGACCAGAACACGAAUUUCCGCAUGGAUUCCGUGCUGGUGUCCGAUAACCACAUCGGUACAUCCUUGCAUUUCCAACGGUCCCGCGAAGACAACGAGCACCGGGUGUACAUGCACAACGUUACCAUCUUCGGCUCCACGAGCGCGUCCACGUGCGACGCGUCCAUCUGGUGCCGCGCCUACGGCAGGUCGGACGCAGUGGGCUCGAGCUGCAACUCCGUGGUGGGGUCUGUGUUCCGGCGGGUCGGCUUCCUCUCCCACAUCGUGAACAGCAUUGGGAAGACGUGCGCGUUCGGUGGCAUGAUGCCGAUAUGUCGGCCUCCGAACCGGCCACAGAAGAUGUGCGUGAUGCCGUGGGAGCACCGUCUCGGCAGCCACGGCUCGCGAUACUCGGAGGUGGUCUGGACCUCGCCCACUUUCGGGCACUUCCGCAGCGACGACUGCGGCCUGCCGUCCGUGGCCUUCACAACGAACCCCACGGCGAUCGACACGUUCCACCCGAGCCGCUUCUCCGAUGUCGCCUGGCUCAGCACGGCGUCCAGCGACUCCCGCCUCAACCUCGCCGAUUGGUCCGGCGCCGCCUCGUGGAACCGCGUCGGCUGCGGCGGGGCGUGCGACGGCAUUCUGCAGGCGGCCGUGCUGGACAUGGACGGCAGCCUGCUGGGCGCCGGGGCCGCAGGCUCCGCAGUGACGAGCGCGAACCCCGACCUCGCGACGAGCUCGUGCGAAGAGCGGUCUGGCCAUUUUGCCUGCCCGGGGCUCGACCUGCGGGUGCUCUGGUGGGAGGCCUACGACGUCGGCAUCCCCGCGGUGUUCAGCCGGUUCAAGGCCUGGCGCGAGUCGGACGACACGUCCACUUGGUCCUCUGGCCCUCUGGACGACGGCUGCAUCCCAGACCCCCCCGACCGGGACCGGUAUUGGCUCCUCAAGCCCAGCGACCGAUACAACCUGACCAUGUUCUCCUCGCCUCCAAAGCACCACCGGCUGUUCUACUUCAGCGAGAGUGCGGACUCGAUUCGGAUAGACAUCUUCCUCACCCAGCCCUUUCAGCUGCAGGUCUACGUGGACGACGUUCUGCUCGGGGACGAGUUCGACACGAGCAUCGCCUGCCCAACCUGCGCCCCCUCACCGAGCCCGGAGCCCGAGGUGGAGCCGGAGUCGGAGCCCGAGGCGGAGCCCGAGUCCGAGCCGGAGUCGGAGCCCGAGUCGGAGGCAGAGUCCGAGCCGGAGUCGGAGUCGGAGCCGGAGUCUGAGCCCGAGUCGGAGAGUCGGAGCCGGAGUCCGAGCCGGAGCCCGAGGCGCAGUCGCCUAGCCCGGCCGAGGUCACGUCGCGGACGGUGGCCCGGCUGCCGGUGCUGUCCGAUCCUCACGGCUCGCACGCUUUCGACCCCCACGCGCGGCGCUUCUAUCUUGUGCUGCGCGGCGGCACGCACAACGGGAAGGAUCCGACGAGCCACCAAGGGAGGCGGGUUCAUUAUGGUGAAGAUGCUUCAGGUCGUGCAGCUCUCCAUCACUCUGUCCACCCCUGUGACUGAGUUCGAUAGCACAAGCUUCAUCGGCAAUUUAGCGACGCUUCUCCAGAUCGACCCCUCUCGCAUCAAGAUUGUAUCUGUGCAGACUGGAGCCCGUCGGCUUCGCCGGCUCGGACCUGGGAACGCGCCGACGCCUGCACCAACGCCCGCGCCGACGCCAGCACCGACCCCAACACCUACGCCAGCACCAACGCCAGCGCCCACGCCCGCACCGCCCACAGCACCUACCCCAGCCUCUGGCGUGGCGCUUACAAUCCAGAUCGCAGAAGAAGAGGUCGCGGCGGCCAAUGCCACUGCGAAUGCCACAGACAACAGCUCCAGCGCUAACGAUAACCAGACCAAUUCGACGAAUGGUUCUACUGGGGCAACAGUCGCGGCCGUUGCUACAAACUCGUGGAACCUAGAUUCGUUGGUGAAGCUGCAGGAGAUUGCGGUUAAAUUCCAAGAAGCAGUGUCGAGUGGCGUUGCCACCGUAGCGUUGGGCACCGAAAUCGAGGAGGUCGAGGUAGAGGUCUCGGACGCGUCCCGGGACAUGGCGACAUCCACGAGCACGACCACUACCACGCAGACGCAGACGCAGACCAACACUUCCUCCACUACCAAGACGGCAUCACUGACAAGCAGCAGCAGGACGAGCGGCAGCACGACCAGCAGCAGUACGGCGUGGACAGCCACAGAAACCGAAAGCACGUCGGAGUCCACCAUCACCACUACUUCCACGGCCAUCACGGCCACCUCCACCACCACGGCCAUCACAGCCACCUCCACCACUACGAUCUCGCGGACCUCGACGACGACACAAACGACGGCCACCACCGCCACGAACACCAGGACCUCCAGCACGACGCCGACGGCGACGUUGACGCAAACGACGGCCACAUUCACGGCGACCAGCAGCGCAACUGAGACCACUGCGACUGCCACCACUAAGACGGACACGACCACUGCGACCUCCAGCAUGACCAGCACCACCGAGACAGAUACAAUCACGUCGGUCACCAGCGAGACCAGCACUUCCACUUCGCUCUCGGCGACUCCUACGUCUGAGACUAGUACCUCGACGACUAGUGCCUCUGCGACUGCUACUUUUGUGACUGGCACCUCAGUGGCAGGCACCUCCGCGACUGUCGUUUCUGUAACCGGUACCUCUGUGACUAGCACCUCCUGGACUGGUACCUCCAGAACUGGUACAUUUGGGAGUGCCACCAGCACUAUAACGAUCACUACAACGAUAACCAGCACUUCCUCGAUGACCGCCACUACAACGAUCUCCAGCACAACAACGGUCACUAGAACGACCACUCUGAGUUCAAGCACAGGAACCAGCAGCCAAACCUCGAUGAGUUCCACCAUGAGCGACAUCAGCGUGACUCUCACAACUAUCGCGAGCGCGACUGCAACAGCGACGCUCACUGCCACCCUCCAGAGAGUGACUGUGCAGAUGGUGGUGCAGAACGUGGAUUACGACCUGCUGCUGGCAAACGUGACCCUUCUGGACUCAUUCAAGCUCGCGUGCGCUGGAGCAGUUGCCGCGCAGGCGGGCCGGGGCAUCUCGGCCAGCGAUGUGCACGUGACUGUGUACGACGGCUCUGUCAUCGUGGAGGCCACUAUUCGAGAGCAGUGCCAGAGAAUGUCUCCGUGGUCACCGUUGCCGAUAAUGUGGGUGCCUUCGAUUCGCUCGCCGACGCGGUGGCGCAAGCGGUCCAGCCUGUGCCCGGCAUAGCGAGCGUCCAGACGGGUGUGAUCGGCGUCAUCCAGGUGACAACCACCACCACCACCACUUUUGCCAGCGUCAGUUUGCCAGGCCAAGUGGACGACGCCAACGUCGCAAGCACCUUGCUUGUGUUUGGGGUCAUUGCGGGGAUCAUCUGCGCUGGGGCGUGUGGAGGUAUCAUCGUGUGGGUCAACAGGAGAGGACGUGGAGAGCCCAAGCCCGGUGAGAUCCAGAAUUUCUUCCAAGUCGCCCCCGUGGAGGCUACGCCUGUGGAGAUCUUCCAGAACUCGCCCAGAGACACGAUCCACUCUGUCAAGCAGAAGCUUGACGACGGCGCCGACGACUCCGACGACGCCGCAGGCAAUGUCCUGCACGAGCCCAAGCAGCAAGGGCACCCUUUUCCCCAGGAGUUCGCCCCAGGGCGCGUCAACGACUGGCUCUCCUCCGUCGAGGACGUGUCGGACCCCCUGGCGGCCUCCUCGUCCGUGUUGCCCGCGCUGCCGCAGGUGACGUCCAGGAGGAGCGACGGCCUCGGGGUGGUCCGCAGGCGCUCGCUCAACGCGGGGCAGGCCUGGUCGUAGAGGCCGAGGGCCGGGGGGCCGCGUCAGCGCCGGCGGCGUGGCGAGGGUGCUGCCCGGAGGGCGGCCCGCGAGGCGGCCAAAGGGGGCGAAUGGCUCCUCCUCCUUCUCCUCCUCCUCCUCCUCGUCCUCCUCCUCCUCCUCCUCUCUGCGUGCCAGGGGUUCGGCUGCACGCGCAGCCGGAUCGAGGGUGCGAGAGCGAGGUCGGUGCGGUGAGGGCGCCCCCCGGUGUGCCUCGUGCUUGCUGGCGGCCCCCCUCGUGCAUCCUGGGGUUACGUCGGGGCCCGUCCCUCUGCAGGGGGAG